Entamoeba invadens IP1 is the source of this 1485-nucleotide messenger RNA. RefSeq lists its product as hypothetical. Lineage: Eukaryota; Evosea; Mastigamoebida; Endamoebidae. Gene Ontology annotation, molecular function: chromatin binding. Gene Ontology annotation, cellular component: condensin complex. The record is from RefSeq and is a predicted model, not a curated record. The transcript has a single exon. The coding region runs from base 1 to 1485 and encodes 494 amino acids. Gene Ontology annotation, biological process: mitotic chromosome condensation.
AUGAAGAAGUGUGAUAUAGAACAGUUGUAUACACAGUGUAUUCAGUUAUGUAACACGAAGAAAGUUACAAAGAAAAACGCAUGGGAAAUGCCACUGAUCGAUAUUAUGGAAGAAGUCAUUAACGACAAUAAAAAAACAACAUUUCAAACUGCAAGCACAUCAAUAGACGCAUCACUCCAAAUUUACUCGUGUCGAGUUGAUGAUGUCUACCAGGCGUUUUAUAGUUUUGCAAAUCAUUUAAAUGUGAAUAGCGAGAUUGAAGAUGACGAAGACGCAUAUCCCGAAGUCUCCGUACACGAAAAAAAGAACAAAAAAAGAACGAAAAAGUGCGAAACACUCGAGAAAAAUUCAACCAAUUUGUUAAGUGUCAAGAAAGGGAAUGAUCCAAUGAAAAGGUACACACUGGACCUUCUUAUGAAAGUUUUUCUUGAAGAAACUUCGUUUACUAAAUACCAAGUCAGUGGUGGCGGGAGAAUAAAAGGAGAUUGGAAAGACAAAAUGAGUAUUGAUGAUUGUGAGAUUCCAUCUAAAGAGUGCGACGAAAACAAAAUAAUUGACUCAUCCUAUAUCAAUUUCGACACACUGGAAAAUUGCUUUUCGCCAAAAGAAAUAUCAAAGGCUCCAUGUGCUAUCACCCCAAAGAUGGAAUGUGACGCUAUGGAAGAUCAAAGUCAUGACGUCGAAGCAAUCGAGAAUGACGCGGGGAUAUCGCGAGCCGUCAAAGAGUCGCUUAAAGAAAAUGGAGACAUUCUUGGGAUCUCUGUGAAUGAGGGAGGAUAUACGUAUUAUGCACCUAUGGUGUUCAAGGAGUGGGUGAGACGCCCCAAAAAAGCUAAGGCGCCUUGUGUGCGAGUUAAGAAGAGUGACAUCGAUUUCACAAAAUGUGUGCCUGCAAUGAACUUGCCCUCAGAAGACCAACUCAAGACUUUUGUGAGUAAAAAAAGAAAAGGGCUGGAAAGUGGUUCGUGUUUGGAUGUACCUUUGUUACUCAAAUGGACAGACGAAUACGAACCCCUCCCAACUGAUCCAUGGGAUCAGGACGUAAGAAUACCUUCCAUUCCGCAAAAUUGCGAAAUAGAGAAAGAAACCAUUAGCAAACUAGAAGAAACCAACAUGAAUGAGAAACAAUCGAGUAUAAUUGACGGAACCAUUGAUAAUGGUUUUGAAAAGAGAGAAGAAGAUUGUGAGACGUUCAGAACGGUCGAGGCGCCACGGCUAUUCAACAGGAUUGUAAUAAAGCCUGUCGACCACCCAAAGCUGCUCGACUACGAAACACUUGAAAAAAUGAUCUUUGAAUUUGUGAAUUCUUCCCAAGAAAAUGUGUCACUAAUCGAUAUCAUUAAACACUUACACAUGAAUCUCCCACAAAAUCUCGCAAUUGAGGCAACUCCACAUUACUGUUUUGUCGCGUUGUUAGUACUGGCUAAUAAGAAAAAAGUGAAGUUGAUCAACGAAACAGUCAACAAAUUGUUUGUAACACACUGA